AUGGAGCCCAACAUGGAAGAAGAACAGUCCUUUCAGCGCGAGCCCUGCCCUUACCGCAUUCUCGACGACUGCGGUGCUGCCUUUGCCAUGGGCGCCAUCGGUGGCACCAUCUGGCAUGGCGUUCGCGGCUACCGCAACGCCCCCACUGGCCUCAAAUACCGCGAAAUGAUCAGCGCCGUCAAAUUAAGGGCACCCACCGUCGGUGGCAACUUUGCCAUUUGGGGUGCGCUCUUCUCCACCUUUGACUGCAGCUUUGUGGCUCUUCGUGGCAAGGAGGAUCCCUGGAAUGCCAUCUCUUCGGGCUUCUUCACCUCGGGUCUCCUCUCCAUCCGCUAUGGUCCCAAGACUGCCUUCAAGGCUGCUCUGGGUGGUGCCUUUAUCUUGUCGCUGAUCGAGGGUGUGGCCAUUGCCAUUAACCGAUUCCAAGCAGAUGCCGCCAAGCCCAAGCUUCCUGAGCUGGCAGAGAUGCCCGCCGAUCCCCUGGGCCCGCCUCCCUCGGCCAACGCGGCCUACUAA
Messenger RNA from Monosiga brevicollis MX1, 516 nucleotides. RefSeq lists its product as uncharacterized. Gene Ontology annotation, biological process: protein import into mitochondrial matrix. Gene Ontology annotation, cellular component: mitochondrial inner membrane; TIM23 mitochondrial import inner membrane translocase complex. Gene Ontology annotation, molecular function: transmembrane protein transporter activity. The transcript has 5 exons. Bases 1 to 516 code for a protein of 171 amino acids. NCBI's taxonomy places the organism in Eukaryota, Choanoflagellata, Craspedida, Salpingoecidae. The record is from RefSeq and is a predicted model, not a curated record.